CGGAGCGGAGCCUUCCUUCUCUCCCUCAGUGCCGGAAAGCGCGAGUCAGGGGUUGUUGUUUUUUUGCGACGGGGAAGGCGGGUCGCUCGGACUUUGGAUGAGGAGGCGCUGCUUCGAUGGCUAGGCCUAGAAGCUGGGAUACACCAGAGAAAAAGCUGCAUGAAAUGAUGAACUUUUCCUGCUUAUUGGAGAACCAACUCAGAUCUCUGUAAUGUGAAUGUGCAAAGAAUGACCGAAAAUACCAAAUUUUCCCACAAUGGGGACUCUCUCCAGCAAAUGUAUGAUGAUAUGCUGGUAGAUGCCUUAUUUCUGAAAGAUAGUCAUAGUUGUGCAGCUCUUCUAAAUCCUCCUAUAUCACUGCAACAUUUGUCAUCAACAAAUAGAAUAUCACGGGCAAUGAGUCUGUUUUCUCCUAACACUGGUGCUCGGAACUCUUCUGAUCCAGCGUUUACAGCCCUCAAGACAGAUGAUGAGCCGGACACAUCUGAAAGUGUGAUUCGUUCAGUAUGCCAUUCACGAGAAAUUAUGCUGCUUCAGUUAACCUUGAUCAAGAUGAUGCUAUCCAAAAUACAAUCCCAAGGGGUGGCAGUUGAAUCAAAACAGAAAUAUGUAGAGAUUAUUAGAAUUCUUCUGAAAGAAGCCAACAUAGACUCAAAAUUAAUUCAUCUGUUACUUAUUUCUGAUAAACAGCUAUCUUAUCAGGCUUCCAAAGCUUUGGUCUUCCUUGUGCAUUUUCAACUAACAGAAGAGGGUUCCCUGAAUAGCGCCUGGUUUGCUUUUUGUUCAGAGGCUUUGUCUGGGUUUCCCAAGAGCAGUCAUGUAGCGGAAUGCCUGUGGACUCUUACAAACGUGAUCAGAGAAAUUUUAAAAGAUGAAGGAUUGUGCAAAGGAGGUGGGCUACAGAAGAUUCUUACUUCUCUUGACAAUGUGCUUGAAGACUUUUACAACCGCAUCCCAUCUUCUUAUUCUGAAAUUGCCCAAGAUAUCCCAGUAUCUGCAAAAGCCACAAAUGACUUGAGCAGCUUUCUGGACCUCCUUGAACUACUUGUGGCCUCCAGAACUCAGACACCACUGAACCUUGUCUGUCAAAGGAUGUUGCUUUUGAACGUUUCAUGUGUGUUGGGUCUUGUCACUUCACCCGUUCAUGAUUUAAUCAAGAAGAAAGCUAUCGUGCUGCUUAAGAAAUGCGUUCUUCACAAGGCUGGUGAAGACCUAAUCAAGGGAAACGUUCCUUCUUCCUCCCACCCCAACCUGCAUUUUGCCAAGGACAGAUUAGUGUUUGCUGAUGUUGUUCUGCAGUUUGUAGCUACUGGGUGGCUGAAUCGUUUCACCCUUAGUGAAAAGGCGAGCCACUAUGGAGGCAGUCAGGUGAAGCCAGAAGUGGGUAUCUGUUGCAAUCCUGCUCAAGUGACCCUAAGAGCCCUAAGCUUGGUUUUGCUUAAAGCUUUAGAGGUUAAGAUAACAGAUUCUGCAUCUGAAGCUGAAGCCCGAGUUCAUCUGGAGAGUAUUAUGCACCCGCUGCUGGCAUUCUUAAAGAGCCAUGUGUGGUCAUCUCACACAUCUGAACAUCCUUGCGCAUGGCUCUCUGCGCUGUUCAUAGAACAAGACGAUGACAUGUUGGAAGCUGCAAAAACUUUAUUAACAGUUCAUUUAAAGUUUGAAAGAAUGGCACACAUAAUAAAAUUCGUGAAUAGCUGGUUUUGGUGGGAGAACAUCUGGAUGCCUGCCAACUGUAGCUGGGCGAACUUUGAAGAUCAGAAUGGAUACGUCUUUCCGAAACCACGCCAGUUAUUGGUCACAAUUCCAUAUACAUUUGGGAUUUUGGCUAUUAGGUUCUUCGUUGAAAGGUGCAUUGCUGCUCCUCUAGCAAAUCUCAUGGGCAUAAAGAGUAUGAAGCGUGUCCGGCCCCAGAAGAAUCCCACGUUGGAAACUUUUUUCAAGACGUGCACAAAAAGACCAUCACAGUUGGAGAUACGUGGAUUAGCCAAAAAGUGUAACUGGACAGUGCACCUGGUGGAGAAAUGGUUCCGGCGGCGGCGAAAUCUAGAAAUCCCAACUAUGCACAAGAAAUUCCAGGAAGCUUGUUGGCGAUUUCUAUUCUACUUGACAUCAUGUAUUGCUGGAAUUGUAUUUCUCUAUGAUAAACCCUGGCUUUAUGAUAUUUGGCAGGUUUGGGCCAACUAUCCAUUCCAUUCUUUGCUGGCAUCCCAGUAUUGGUACUACAUCCUCCAGAUGAGUUUCUAUAGUUCCCUGUUGCUUACUCUUGGAUUUGACACCAAAAGGAAGGACUUUAAAGCCCAUGUGGUUCACCAUUUUGCUGCCCUUGCCUUGAUGUUCUGCUCCUGGUCUAGCAAUCACGUCCGCAUAGGAACGCUGGUCAUGCUCAUCCAUGACUGUGCGGAUUUCUGGCUGGAGGCAGCAAAGAUCUUCAAGUAUGCUCACUGGGAGAGAGCUUGCAGUUUCUUCUUUGUUAUCUUCUCCAUCGUAUUCUUCACCACACGAAUCAUUUUCUUCCCCUUUUGGAUUCUACGAGCCACAAUGAUUUACCCUCUAUAUUAUACACAGACAUUCGCCCUAGCAUAUAUCCUCUACAAUGGACCAUUAUUGAUCCUGCAAGGUCUGCAUCUGUACUGGGGCUACUUAGUUCUCAAAAUUUUGAAGAAAUUCAUCUUUAUAAAGAAUGUGAAAGAUGUAAGGAGCGAUGAAGAAGAAGAAGAUUCUUUCAGUGAUGUCGAAGAGGAGUGCACCAAAAAUGGAAGCAAGAAUGGAUUGAGCCACCCUCUCCUAAACAACAACAAUCAUUAGCGUGUUGCCAGCGCCUUCUCCUCAGGGUGCUGUUUGCUGCGCCUGAAACCCAUCCUACAGUAGAGAGCUUAGCGUCAACAUCUUAACUGGAGUCCAUGAUUGAUUUUAUUGCCGGCCAGUUGAGCUGGAAGAGAGCCCAGUUUCUUAAAAGAGCAAGAAUAAUUUGCUUAACUCGACAAAAUGUGUUUAAUGGGCCACUUUCUAACACACUGCAUACGGGUGCAUGGCAAUCCUGACCUUUUCAACUCUUGAGAAUUCUCAAGGAUCGCCAAACAGUCUUGGAGUGUCAUCAUUUCGAACUGAGCUGCUCACACACUUAGAAUUUGAUAAGCGCUUUAAACAGUUUUGCCGAGUCUCUAAUAAUGUUUUAACAUGGUUUCAUAAGUGUGGAGUUUUAUGUGAUGGAAGUUGUUGCCACCAGAUUUUUUUUCAGUAAGGCAUUAGGCCAUCUUUGUGGAGUUUCAAGCCUUUAUCGGUUGGUUGCUUACCUGAGAAUUGCUUCUAAUUCUCUCUUGGGAGGGUUAACCUUAGCAAGAGGCAGCGUGGACCACUCUACCAAGGUUCUUUGUGACAUUUCCCUCCAGAAUGAUGAUUGAUCGUUAAGCCACUCUGGGAAUUGUUGUUAAGUUGGUUUGUUACUCUAUGGUAGAAGCACAAGACAUUGUGGGAGGGCCCAGCAGCCACCCUCUGUGUGGGGAGCCUGAGAACAUAGGAAGCUGCCUUAGACUGAGUCAGGUCUAUCUUGCUCAGCAUUGUCUACACAAGCAGUUCUCCAGGGUUUCAGAUAGGAUUCUUGCCCGUUUUACCUAGAGAUGCCGGGUAUUGGACCUAGGGCCUUUUUCAUGUAAGGCAGAUGCCAUACCAUGGAGCUACAGCCCUUCUCUGCCCUGGAAGAUGGUCCAAAUGGCAUAUCUGGUGGCUUACCACACUGGCUGCAUGGAGAGCUGGGAGCUCCUGGUCCUAGCCCAGGUGGUUGCUGACAGCUCAGCACCACCUUCCUACCUCUUGAGUUAGAGAUUUCUUGCUGGGCCUCCAGCAGCCUUGUGCAAAUUGUGGGUGGCAGUGAUCCAAUGCAUAGAUCAUUCUGGAGUUGAAGGGCAUGGAAGGCCUUGGUUGGGCUGUAUUGCUUCUUUCUUAGCUCAGUUGUGCCAAGUGGGAAUUGUACUUUUUUAAGGAAAGCAGAUCAUUUGAUGAUGCCUUGAAGCCCUACAAAGAAUUCUUCUUCCUUUAUGUUUUUGUUACAUUGCUUUGCAGUGAAGUGUCCAUAGAAGCCUGCUGCUUUCUCUCUAAAAAAAAAAAAAAAUUAUCCUCCAAGAAACCAAGUAACACAUCUGGAGUCCAUGACUGCCUCUGUUUCAGGUU
Messenger RNA from Lacerta agilis (Sand lizard), 4167 nucleotides. RefSeq names its product protein Lines homolog 1-like. Gene Ontology annotation, molecular function: DNA binding; sphingosine N-acyltransferase activity. Gene Ontology annotation, cellular component: membrane. Lineage: Eukaryota; Metazoa; Chordata; Lepidosauria; Squamata; Lacertidae. The transcript has 16 exons. The coding region runs from base 229 to 2805 and encodes 858 amino acids. The record is from RefSeq and is a predicted model, not a curated record. Gene Ontology annotation, biological process: ceramide biosynthetic process.